AUGCACUUAUCAUCUUUGUGGCUCCUUCUAGUGGCGUUUGUCGCAAGGGUCGCCGCAGACGUUUCCAUAUCCACACCAAAAUCUGGUAGUUCCUUCGAUGCCUCCGGUGGCUCUGCAACAGUCACUGUAAAUUGGGGCGACGACACUGACGACUCAGACUCGUCCACGUCGUUGGAUAAGGUCACCAAGUACGCCAUCGUUCUCUGCACGGGAUCCAACUCACAGAUCAAACCUGUCAAGUCACUUACAACCUCAUUGCCUAAAGGUUCAACCUCGUAUGAGGCCGACAUAUCCAACUCUUUGGGUCCUAACGGUGAGUACUUCAUCCAGGUCUAUGCACAGUUUUCUUCAGCGAACUCUUUCACCAUCCACUAUACCAACCGUUUUCAAUUGACGGGAAUGACGGGUGCGACAUCCGAUUUCACCUUCAGCCCUGCGUUGUUCAGUGUUACCGGAGAAGCACCAACUCCCCAGAUCGCUGUAGGUGAUGGUACCGCUGUCUCAGUGAACUCGGCAUCCUUCACCGUUCCAUACACUUUGCAGACUGGAAGAACAAGAUAUGCUCCAAUGCAGUUGCAGCCAGGUACCUCAGUGUCAUUAACGGCAUACUCCACCAGACACGCUACCUCGGCUUACACGCCAUACACUUCGCUCAGCCCUUCGCCCAACGUUUACUCGACCAUCACCCCUGGCUGGAGUUAUACUGUGACCUCGAAGUUCAACUCAGCAACCGUGGCUGCAUACCCAACGUACUAUUACCCAGCAUCGUCCAGGGUGCAGCAGGCCAGCUUGAGUGCGGCUAACAAGAGACGCUGGCUCGAUUAG
Molecule: messenger RNA, 825 nt
Organism: Sungouiella intermedia
Lineage: Eukaryota; Fungi; Ascomycota; Pichiomycetes; Serinales; Metschnikowiaceae
Source: the annotation of a GenBank genome assembly